ACCUUAAAAUCUCUCGAGUUGUCGUUGUUGAAUUGAAGUUCUGUGUGUGGACCGCACAGUCUGUUCUUCAUCGACUCUUCAUUCGAAGGGAAUUUCUACCAUCUGGUCAGCAUUCGCAUGCGCGUCCUUUAGCUUUGCGCCCUCACUGCAAGAGCUUCGGUCAGCAUGCGGUUGUUUCUUCAGGCUGUGACAGCCCUUGUUCUAUCGGCGCUGGCUGUUCGAGCCAAUGAGGUUGUCCUUGACCAAGAUAUCGAGAACAGCCAAAGAUGCUCGGGCAUGUAUAGUCGGAAAGCAUGGGGAGGAGCCGUCGACCCCUUCAUUCUCACCAAAUUUGUGAAGACUGGACCUGAAGACGAGGGUGCGGAUCCUGUCGUUAGCUUCAUUGUCUUCGAAUGGAAGGACGAAGCAUUGAUUGGCAAGAAGGCCACGCAGGGCAGUGAUGAGUCUGGACUUGAAUUUGAGACAAAAGAAAUGCUCUGCACCGAAGAUAGCGUCAAACAAGGCUACUGCAAUGAAACACAGCUUGGGGAGUUUAUCCUCGAAGAAGGAGCCACAGAACAUUCGAUGAAUCCAAUCAUCACGCAAGCGGUGCACCUGAACGAUCCCCCAGCAAUCAACUACCCCAUCAAAAAUACCGGCUAUUACUGCGUGAGCACCUACCCCUAUUCUGCUGCCAAAUACAAGGCAAUUGUGGAGUUCCGCAAUGCCUAUGGCGAGCUUCCGGCGGCACAGAUUGCGAAGCUGCCAUUCUACGGCGGGCUGACCAUCGUGUAUGCCGUGAUUGGAAUCUUCUGGGCGUUCCUCUACGUUCAACACCGCCAUGACAUUCUUCCCGUGCAAAAUUAUAUCACUGCUAUUAUUGGUUUCUUAAUUGUUGAAAUGCUCAUCACAUGGGGCUUCUACGACUAUCGAAACCGCCAUGGCGGCAAUGUCGGUGCAAAAGUCAUGAUGGUCAUCGUAUCCAUUCUCAAUGCGUUCCGUAAUUCAUUUUCUUUCUUCCUCCUGCUCAUCGUCUGCAUGGGCUAUGGCGUUGUCAAACCCAGCUUAGGUAGAACCAUGACCCAUGUCCGUUGGCUGGCUAUUGGUCACUUCACUUUUGGCGUCAUUUAUGCUGUCGGCAGUUUGACUGUUCCUCCAGAGAACGCCGGGCCCCUCAUUUUACUCGUCGUCCUCCCACUGGCGGGCACCCUGACCGGAUUUUACGUCUGGACAUUGAACUCGCUCAAGGCGACCAUUGCCGAUCUUAUCGCACGGAAGCAGAACAUCAAAGCCCUGAUGUAUAAGAAGCUUUGGUGGGGGAUCCUUGCCAGCAUCCUCGUCAUCACCAUCUUCUUCUUCGUUUCCUCCUUUACCUUUGUCGGUCGUGGCGACCCAGACUUUGUCCCCGACCAUUGGCAGACGCGUUGGUUCAUCCUCGACGGCUGGCUGAACCUAGUCUAUCUGUUUGAUAUUGCCUUUGUCGCCUACCUCUGGCGACCUACCGCGAACAACCGGCGCUUUGCCAUGAGUGAUGAGAUUGCUCAAGACGACGAUGGCUUCGAAAUUGCCUCUAUUGGUGGCUCCUUGGACGAGGAAGCCGGCGGCCACACUCCCCUCAGCAACCCUACUCCCCCAGGCGAAAGCACAGAGACUUCUCCGCCAGCAUACCAUGAGCGUGAGCCGACAUACGAGUCUGGCGCCUCCGUAUCCGCAAAGGAGCAUUCUCAGGCGCAGGCCUCGCGAGACUCAUUUGACGGAGAGACGAUAUUCGCGGUGGGUGAAGACGCGGACAGGUGGUCUGACGAGGACGAGUCACCGCGGGAUUCAAGCGAGCGGAAGCGUUUAACAGGAAAGAAUGAUUGAGCGAUCUAGAAAAGAAUCGCAAAAGUUUGCUACAAUUUGUCGUAUCUGUAUCACAGUCCCAAUUCAUUUUCAAGUUUUUGUCUCGUCCUGCAUGUUGGACGGAAAGUGCUAUCCCCCAGGUUUCCAUUCCAGCUGCGAUUCUGUACCUCUUUUUCGUCCAUUUCCAUUUUUCUUAUCAUCUCCUGAAAUGUGCCUUUUUACUUUUGCUAACCCCAGACCGUCACGCCCGAAUUGUAUGAGUCUGUACGGUGUUGUGUGACACUUUUUUUUUCUUUGAUAUUUUCGAACUUUUAAACGUUCUCUUCUUUCUCAUGUUUCCUUUUGGUAGACGAUGUUGCAUCAUCUUGGAGCAAACUGGAAAUGGGAUUUGAUAGUAUUUUUAAAUAUCUGGAUGAAAGAAUAUUUAAUUCAAAGAAAUGAGUAAUACGUAUCAUGCUCUUAGUUCCGCGCAUGCAUCUUAUCGUCAUUUCAUCUAUCUACG
Molecule: messenger RNA, 2323 nt
Organism: Xylona heveae TC161
Lineage: Eukaryota; Fungi; Ascomycota; Xylonomycetes; Xylonales; Xylonaceae
Product: putative integral membrane protein
Exons: 7
Coding region: 166-1842 (558 amino acids)
Biological process (GO): retrograde transport, endosome to Golgi
Cellular component (GO): membrane; Golgi apparatus
Source: RefSeq, a predicted model, not a curated record